Messenger RNA from Sphaeroforma arctica JP610, 1587 nucleotides. RefSeq lists its product as hypothetical. The record is from RefSeq and is a predicted model, not a curated record. Lineage: Eukaryota; Ichthyosporea; Ichthyophonida. Bases 1 to 1587 code for a protein of 528 amino acids. The transcript has a single exon.
AUGUACCUUUUGCACUCGGGUCAUAAACUGCAAUUCCGUGACUGGUUUCAUUUAGCGAAGCAAGUUCCGGACACCUUAAAGUCUAGAUACAAUCUGCCUGCACCGGCAACUGUUUGCAAGUACUUACCCUUCAUUAAGGCAGGUAUAAGAGCUAAUGCACUCCGACGUUGGCAUGUGGCUUGUUUCUACUACAAUGGUCCCUUUGUCGCAGUAGAAAGCGAUCUUUGGAAGGAUGCAAAUGGUACUAACUGGCCAGGCUUGCUUGUUCAUUUCAACGACCCAGAAACCUUUGUGAUGCAAACUGUAUUCAUUGGAUUACUAGCUGUACGAGGAGGACACUCAGGCAAAAAUUUAGUAGAAUGGCAACGAGACAUUUUAAAUGACUGGAUUCAGGCGGACAAGAGGUCGAAUGGAAAGUUAGAUCUGAAACAGAUCUUUUUCAGCGGUACCCCAGAUAAUGCAGCGAAUGUCAUGAAAGCCAUGAGAGACACUGCCCUCUACACACUUGGUUGUCUAUCACAUAAGGUACAGCUAUGCCUAAAGAACGCAGUUAGUGGUGAUAUCAAAACAGCAAGUAAUCAGGUUACACUGUUGCGGGGAGAAGGUCUACACAAUGAGAGUGAAGACCUUCAAAUUGAUAUUCUGGAGCGGAUUAUAAAUAUGGAUACGGAUCUUGCUGAUCUUGCAUCCACAACGGAAGCUUACGAUACCACGGUGAUAGAGGCAUUAAUAACCAACAUUGCGACGAGAGCUGCAUAUUUCAAUAAGAGUACUGUAGCUAGUGACAAACUAGCUUUAGCCCAGCAAAAAAUCGGUCACGAGGUGAAGAAGGUUAGGACCAAUGGAUCAACACGAUGGUUAGGGCUGUAUCCGAUGGCUAAAAGAGAUAAUCUAAUUGAUCCUGCAGUAACCGCAAUUUUGGAGGAUCCACUGGAAAACCGUCCAUCUGGGUUGUGGUAUGGGAGAGAUGACAAAAAUAGGAAAAAUAAGUGCGAAUCGUCAAUAAUUGUGAAGACACUACGACGACAGUUUAUUGGAGUUUUGUGGCCACUUAUGGUACUACAAAUUAGAAUUCAAACAUAUACGCAAUGUUUAGCUGACGCCAACGAGAAAGUGAUCGAUUGUUUAACAACAACUUCAGUACAGGGCAGUUCGAAAACCAGUUCGGUAUCAAAGUCAUCUUUGGAUUGGCUAGAGAAUAUGGCGGAAGACACAGAAGCAAGUCCAGCCAGCAAGCGUCGCCGACUUUUGCAAACUAAGAAAGCACAAAGGAAUGUUGUGGUGGACACCUCUUCUAACACACCUUCAGAGGAAACUAUGCACCGGGAGAUGGAGAACAGUGUAGAUAGGGAACUAGAUAUAUGGGAAAAUCUGCCAGUUCAGCUGCCCAUCACGUUAAGCGAAGGCAAAUUGAUGAAUCCUACUUUGCAGGCAACAGAGUACUGGUUGAAAUUUCGGAACACAUUACCCAUUUCAUUCAAGCCUACAUCAUAUCAUGUCAAUCCGAGAGCGUCAUCUCAUUAUCCGGCAAUCUCCUCGAUGAUAGUCGGAAAGCGACCUUCAAUGAGAGUACAUUUAAAAAUAUGA